This is a messenger RNA of Cladophialophora bantiana CBS 173.52, 1431 nucleotides long. RefSeq lists its product as uncharacterized. The coding region runs from base 1 to 1431 and encodes 476 amino acids. The record is from RefSeq and is a predicted model, not a curated record. Lineage: Eukaryota; Fungi; Ascomycota; Eurotiomycetes; Chaetothyriales; Herpotrichiellaceae. The transcript has 2 exons.
AUGGACCGAUACCAUUUCGUGGAUGCUUUACCCAAAGGAGCAUCACAGCGCACGAAAAGCUUGCAAAAGUCCAAAAUUCGGUCCCACGCCGCUGCGUCAGCACAACGGAAGAUGAGGCAUGAGAAAAACGUUCCGAACUUUGCGCGAAAAGCUCAGACGUCCCCAAGGCAAUCUCCUAGCACUUGGACUGCUGUCUCCAGCUCAGGUCUCUUGCCUCGACAUUUCUGUCCUCAUGUGACUACCGAGCCCAGUCAAGAUCCAUCCUGGCUACGGUACGUUGAUGAGUCCCAGGAAAGCGAAUCGUCCGAAAUCAAUAAUGCACAGGAGGCAUUGCAGAGAGAGCUAUAUCAGUCCAACCAUUCAAAAAGGGAGCCAGAUGUGAGCAAGGAGUUAGAUCCGCUUAUGUCCAUACCAUUCGGCAUCGGUCCUGAAGAUAAGCAUCUUUUACAUUUCUACCUUUCAACAGUAUCGGGCGAGCUAUAUGGACAAUGCCCGAAUCCGGCCUUUAGCACCAGCCGAGAUCUUGUCCUAGCCAAUUGCCAUGUAUCUUCAUACACAUUACAAUGGACGCUUAUAACGGCCAAUACGUUUUACCUGCGCUACAGCAAUCCGCGCGCUCUUUCAUCGCUACUUUGGCGGCGACACAAAGCCUACCGGGCCAUAAAUCAAUGUCUCAGUGAUAAUAACAAAGAUUUACCCGAUGAACUAGUGUCGGGUAUUAUAAUGGCAAUUUCCACGGAGUCCCGUGUAGCUAGCUUGGAAACAGCCGCGCUACAUCUACGAGGAUAUGAGAAGAUUGUCAGUUUGAAAGGGGGACUACAACACAUGCUACUGAACAUUUCACAUCCUUCAAUGCUGGCCGGCCACUUAGUGCCAUAUUUAGUAUGUGAGCCAGACAGAGUUGGGUCAGAGAUAUCGGCAAUAUCCUUGCAAGAUAUUAUGGGAAUCCACGGAUUUGAUCUCGCAAGCCCUGAACUAAUGGUACUUAUGCAAGACAGAGAGAUCCGACUGCUUCUUUCAUCAAAUUGGCUAAGACCUUACUUCCGGCCACGAAUCUGGGCAUCCAUGAAAUACGAAGAGAAAACAAGCCACUUUCUGUCUCACUAUUUCAUCCUCAAGUUACUUUGGAGAUUGCGAGAAAAUACCCUGUUUGCACGCUUCGGCAUUGCACGGUUACACUAUAUCGUGGCUAAAAGUGCCACGGUAGAUUAUGCUGGGAAGGUGUCAUUGACUCUCCGGGGCUUUAUGUGGAUUGUUGUUAAAGCUAUAUUUGACGUGCUUGGGAUACUUAAGCCAAAGGAUGCCUUGAAAGAAGCGCAAACUCAAGAAAUUGUAUCGGGAGUCAAUGCCUUGAAGCGAUUCGGAGCUCUCAAUGAUAAAAUGAGGCAGCAGAUCGCUUCGCUUCUUAGUCAUUUUCUUUUUGUCGGGUAA